AUGGGCCGUAGAAUGCGCCUCACUCCGGCGCUCAUAUACCUGUUUCUUCUGAUCUGUACCGGGAGCUAUGCUUUUAUACCAGGCGUUGAUGGUCCCGUAUCAAACGUGCAGGCAUUGGAAGGGGGUGACGUCACGUUGCUGUGUGAUUCAACCCCAGACUCGUUGGACGAUGAAUUUAUGAUCCUGGUCUGGUACAAGAAUAACGUGCCCAUCUACAGCUUCGAAAUUCCUGACAAACAAUGGUCAGAACCCUCAUUCAACACAAGCUCACGUUUGCGCGCCGACAUCCUUGCGCAGCCAACAGCUGUCACUGUCACCUCGCUCACAGAAGACGAUGAGGCUAUGUACCACUGCAGGGUUGACUUCAGGCUGUCUCCUACUAGAAAUGUGGGAAUCAAUGUCUCUGUUAUUGUACUGCCAAGCCUUCCAUUUUUCAUGGAUGAGAUGAGCAACAAGGUGGGGGCACGAGUGGGGCCAUACCACGACGGAGACACAUUAUUACUGCGCUGUUUGGUCAUAGGGGGCCGGCCUCCACCCCGCAUAAGCUGGUAUUCUGGUGAUACUUUAGUGGACGCGUCAGACGGAGACAGUGAUAUCCCUACAGUGAGGGAGAACGAACUUUAUCUCCCUCUGACAAGAGAUAACGCAGCCGCCCUGUCAUGCAGGGCAUCCAACACAAACCUGGCGCCACCUAUUGUUGCAACACUGGAAAUUGAACUGUUUUUACCAGCCUACAACGUGUCGAUCCACUGGGUUCGAGGCACAGUUGGUGACGCGCUACGAGCAGGAUCGGUUGCGCUUGCUCAGUGCACGGCGCGAGGCUCCUAUCCGCAACCAGAGCUGUCUUGGUGGCUUGAUCGUAAACAUCUCACGCAUCAUAGUAACCAGACAUGGUCCAAUUCAACUCUGACGGCAAUAUCAUUCUUAGAACUGAACCCAGCUUUGAGUGACAACGGUGCUACGCUAGCUUGCGUGGCAACUAACCCUGUAAUGGCACCCAACAAGGGCUCUAAGGCUGAUGUAUUUACACUUAAUGUUACUUAUAGUCCAAUGGUAGACGUAAUAAAAUUAGGAGAUGACGGAAAUGGUAACGUCGUGGUGGAAUUGGACUCUUUGAAUUUGGAGUGUGAAACCAAAGCGAACCCACCUGUCGAAAUGUUCACAUGGUAUUUCAAUGAUAUAGAAAUCAAGCCAGGUAGUAUAUGGGGUGACAACACGUCAUCCCGACAAUUGCUGAUAGAGGAGGCGACGCGGGCGCACGCUGGCCGCUACGCUUGUGGUGCGGCGAACACUAUAGGAGAAACACGAUCUGACAACCUCAGUAUUACUGUUUUUUACCCACCAGAAUGUACAGGCGUCGGCAUCAGACUGAUCAAAGAAACAAUCCACUGCAACGUCAAAGCAUUACCAGCUCCAGAAACCUACUUCUGGCAUCUGCAACCUUCGAACUAUGAAAUACAGCAUCUUACUACAGGAUCUUCAUCGUUAUCCCUGGACACGAUCACAGGGCCUCUUGCAGAGUCCUUGAAAGCCUCAUGUGAGGCCAGUAAUGGAGUAGCGUCGCAAGAGGAAUCGUGUGAUCGGACAUUCAGCUUUGAACACCUGCGCCCUCCGCAGCCAGAACAAUGUGAUAUUGCUUAUGAGUUUGGGGAAUUCCAAAUGAAAUGUAUACCAGUUGAAAAUGCGACCUACUACGAGGUGUACGUCUGGAGAUUAUCAGAGAGCAACUCGUCCUUAGUCCUAGAACGUCGCGCCAGUAUGGGCUUCGGCACGGGGCGCGCUCUGGCGGCCGCCGGGCCCGGCAACAACGCCGGCCUCACCGCCGGCCGACUCGCUGUCAGGGCAGCCCUCGGGAGAGUACGGAGAGGAGAUGAAGCCGGAGCCAGAGCUUGCAACAGAUACGGAUGUUCGGCGCCGCUACUACUGAGGCCCACGGACACGUUGUUGCAUCAAGCUGAUCCUCCUUGGUGGCACUUUUUCCUAGAAAAGGAUGUUGGUAUAUCAUUGGGUGCAGUGGUUUUAGUGGCAGUGUUCGUUAUAUCGUCAGUGUUAAUGGUACGGCUGGUGAGGAGGCCGCGCCACAAGCCCCCGCCCGUCAUCCAAGUACUGCAGCUCGAUGACGUCGCUAGGAACUAUUUAGAUAAUAUUGGAGAACACAAAGUGCAUGCAUCCUGCAGCUUGCGAUCCUGCAGUAGCGGCUACUCCGAUGCAUCGGGAGACUCCGGGCCCCCCGUCGACCGGAGACGCAAGCCAGCCUGGGAGAGGUGGCACGAACCACCCCCACCUGACGUCACUCUAACUUUACAUAGGGAAAGUGCAGUGUAA
Arctia plantaginis is the source of this 2325-nucleotide messenger RNA. NCBI's taxonomy places the organism in Eukaryota, Metazoa, Arthropoda, Insecta, Lepidoptera, Erebidae. The record is from the annotation of a GenBank genome assembly.